This is a messenger RNA of Myxocyprinus asiaticus (Chinese sucker), 3995 nucleotides long. RefSeq names its product G protein-coupled receptor 39 (gene gpr39). NCBI's taxonomy places the organism in Eukaryota, Metazoa, Chordata, Actinopteri, Cypriniformes, Catostomidae. The coding region runs from base 312 to 1613 and encodes 433 amino acids. Gene Ontology annotation, cellular component: membrane. The record is from RefSeq and is a predicted model, not a curated record. Gene Ontology annotation, biological process: G protein-coupled receptor signaling pathway. Gene Ontology annotation, molecular function: G protein-coupled receptor activity. The transcript has 2 exons.
CUCUAAUCAUUAACUCUAGAGCUUCAAACACAACUGGAAUUCUGCUGAAGGAGGAUGAACUGAAGUGUGCAUUUCAAUAAACCAUCAUACGACCGGAUCAACAAUGUGUUGGAGUACAGUGGGACGGUUUUAGUGAGGUGAGAGCAUGACAUCUUACAAACAUUCAAUUCAAACUCAACAUUCUGUUCAGGAGACUUAAAAGUGGUUUCUAAGUCAGUCUGAUGAUUAAUCACUUGCUUUAAUGGUCAGAUAAACGGGACUAAAGUCAAUUAGUCAGAGACAGGGGGUCAAAGGUCAAACAGAGUGACAUCAUGGAGGAGAAUGAGGAAGUGGACAGAGAUUGGAAAAAACUGGAGCCGAAUGGCGAUGUGAAGAUCUUCCUCACAGUGCUGUACAGUCUCAUCCUCAUCCUCGGCAUCGUGGGAAACAGCAUCACCAUUCACGUGGCACAGGUGCUGCAGCGAAAUGGAUACCUGCAGAAAAACGUCACCGAUCACAUGGUCAGUCUGGCCUGCUCUGAUUUGCUGGUGCUGUUGAUCGGUAUGCCCGUGGAACUCUACAGCGCGAUUUGGUUCCCGUUUUCGUCCUCAUCCGGCGACGCUUCCUGCAAGAUCUACAACUUCCUGUUUGAGGCGUGCAGCUACGCCACCAUCUUGAAUGUCGCAACAUUGAGUUUUGAGCGUUACCUUGCCAUCUGCCACCCAUUUCGCUACAAAGCCAUCGGCGGCAGUCGUACAACGAAGCUCCUGCUUGGUGCAUGGCUCUGCUCAGCACUCAUCGCUUUACCGCUGCUGAUCACGACGGGAAUGGAAGGACACGUACCUGAGGGCCGCAGCACACCUGUGCAUAAUCUGACAUUCUGUACAAACCUCAGCAGACACUGGGUGAUGUAUCGCACCAGCAUCUUCACGGCUUUCAUUCUGUAUCUUCUGGUGUUGUGCGGCGUGGCCUUCAUGUGCAGAGGGAUGAUUGUUGUACUGCGGACACCAAUGGGCCCCAUUGAAAGCAGCACAAACACAGCAGGACACAGCGUUCCCAAACACGAGAGCGCCCGACUGAAAGCGUCCCGUAAACAGACUAUCCUCUUCUUGGUGUUGAUCAUGUGUGCCCUGCUCGUGUGCUGGAUGCCCAACCAGAUCCGUCGUUUGAUGACGGCGUCAGUGCCCAAGUCCACGUGGACGGUGAGUUACCUGAGCAGUUACGUGAAGCUCCACCCCGUGGCCGACACGUUCUUCUACCUGAGUUCUGUGUUAAACCCGCUGCUGUAUAAUCUCUCAUCGAGACAGUUCCGUUCGGCGUUCUGGCAGAUGCUCACGUGUCGUCUGUCGCUCGAGCACGUCAACAGAAGAACGUUUGAAAACAGCCUCGCUUCAAAGAACUCCAGUCACACGUUACGGCCGCUGCUGCGCAGUUCAAUGAACCGCAUGCGAGCAAAAACUAGUGAGAAAUCAAACCAUCCAUCAUCAGAGAGACAAACUGCUGUGGCCCUCACCGAGCGACCGUCAACCACAGAGACACCCACCGCUCCAGCGCUGGAGGAAUCAUCAUCAUCAUCAACAACAACAACAACAACAACAACAACAACAACACCACUGCACACAAACACCGUGUGAAUAAAAUCAUAUUGAAUAACAGCAGGAAACUCUAUAAAGAACAUUUAUAGGAUUUCUAUAACCCUUCAUUCAAAAUCUUUGAUUUUCAGAAUUAUCUGGUCUAUAAUAUAAUAAUGAUAUUAAUAGAAUGCUACAAUGGGGUUAAAGGCACAUUUGAUUUGAUUGUCUCCUAAAACACUAAAUAGCAACAAAAACUCCUACAGCACUUUCUGAAAUAUUCCUGAUCCACGAGAUCAUUGCGUGUAAUGUCUAAAGUUUGAUUUUGAGGUAAUUUAAUCAAAUGUUUAAUCCUUUUUAAAAUGUUGCAAAUUUGUGUUGCUAAUGAGAAUCCCUGAAAUUAUCACAUUUAUUUUAAUGAACAGGAAGUGCUGCACCCUUUUAUGAAGUGGUUAUUUUGAAUAAGCAUAAUGUUCAUUUUUACUCAAAAAAAGCAUCUUGCUGUCUCAAAGCAUUUGCAAGUUGACAAAUUUUGCCUUAUAACUAUUGCCCCGAUAUCUAAAGGAUACCAGGGCCGGAGUGGCAAUCGGGAAGAUCGGGAGAAUUCCCGCUGGGCCGGUCAAAUGUGUUAUUUUUAGUCUUUUAUUUCACUCUUAUCGUUGUAAAAUGGCACAUUUUGAAUGGCAUGCAAAAAUGUAAAAACAAUCAGUCAACCUUCAUUGUUUCACUGGAUCUGUUGCUAUUUUAAUGAUCUAAAAUACAAAGCACUGAGCAUUUAAAGUGUGAGCCUGUACAUCUUGAAAGAGUUAUAAACAUUUACAGUUCUAUAGUGUUAUUAUGUGCCUAGAUAGUCUUUAAAAUAAACUUAGUUUACCCAAAAAUGAAAAUUCUCUCAUCAUUUACUCACCCUCAUGCCAUCCCAGAUGUGUAUGACUUUCUGUCUUCUGCUGAACACAAAUUAAGCUUUUUAGAAGAAUUUCUCAGUUCUGUUGGUCCUUUCAAUGAAAGUGAAUGGUAAUCAGAACAAAAUCACAUAAAUGCAGCAUAAAAGUAAUCCAUAAAACUCCAGUGGUUUAAUCCAUGUCUUGAGAAGCGAUAUGAUAGGUGUGGGUGAGAAACAGAUCAAUAUUUAAGUUUUUUUUUUUUUACUAUAAAUUCUCCUCCCUGCCAGUAGGGGACAAUAUGCUUAUGUAAAUCACCAAAAACAGAAGAAGAACUCUUAAGAGAGAAGAGUGCUUAUGAAAGUGAAAGUGGAGAUUUAUAGUAAAAAAUGACUUAAUUAUUGAUCUGUUUCUCACUGCUUCUCAUUUACUUGCAUUGAAUGGACCAACAGUUCUUCUAAACAUCUUCAAUCAUGUUCUACAAAAGAAAGUCAUACACAUCUGGGAUGGCAUGAGGGUGAGGAAAUGGUCAAAUAUCCCUUUAACAUUCACUUAUUUUUACAACACAUACAAUGAAGUCUUAUGACAAAGUGAAAAUCUUAGUGAAUGCCGUAUGUGGUAUAAUGACAUGGAGAGCUUAAAUAAUUUAAGUAAUUACAUAUAUUGCAUAUUUUUGCUGUGAUCUUGUUUUAUUGUUAUCAUCUUCACCUCCAACCCCCCUUUUGGGUGUGGGCUGACUUGGACAUGACAUCCCGGACUGAAUAUGAAUCCCACUCCGGCCCUGAAGGAUACCUUUUACCCCAAGUAUGGGGUAAAAGCCCCUUCACCGCCUUUUUUAAAAAUGAAUUUUGAUCAAAACAACCUUCCAUUAUUAUAUAUUUUCACACAAAUUAUGUUGCUCCAUCAAUAUUCAAAAAAAGACAUUUAUUUUUCAAUCUUAAUACACUUGGUGACAAGAAAAAAAAUCAAAUUUUCCUUAAGGUGUGUCUUUAGCCCUGUUGUAACCUAUACGUAUUCUGUGUAAUCUUUUAAGGUCAUAUGGCUUUAGAAAGUGUAUCUUCCCUUAUGUACUUCAGCUUAUUAUUUAAUGAAGCACGUGCAGUCUCCAUGUGUUGUCUUCUUAUUCAUCAGAGGAGCUAAACAUCAUUUAAAAGAACUGAAACAAGGCAACCAAGAAAUGAGCAGAAAGGUAACAAACAAAUGCACAGAAAAGACUUGCAUUAGAUGCCACAUAACGCUCCUCAAGUAUUUCUUGAAACAAACAGGAGUAGUUCACUAGUGAGUAAUGUGAAGCACUAUGAAACAGGUGUGUGUUGGAGUUCUGCAGUAAUGAGUUGUGAAAUUGAAGUCAUGGCGUCCUCUGCAGAUACUCUGUGGAGUCUGAAGGAUCUUUUAGUUCUACAGCCAAACAUGAUGGCGGGAAUAAAACUACAAGGAAUUGCAAAUUGCAGGAAUUACUGAUUCUAUAUGCAUUCACAAUAAUAAUAAUCAUUUUUCUCCCAAAAAUGAUUUGAGGAUGAUGGUGAAAAAUAAAGACAGGGACCAGAAUCACUGAAGAAGCACC